AUGUUGUUGUUCUUGGAGUGUUUUGUUGUUUUGUUGAUGGCCCUUUAUUGGGCUACCACAUGUAACAAAGAAUUCGAUAAAAUUCCUGGACCACCGGGAUUCUUCCUACUUCAUAAUACUUUAGACUUUUUGAUGGAUCCAGUUAAAAUGUUCUACUACUUCAGAAAAUUGUGUAACCAAUACAAGAGACUGUUUAGAUUAAAAAUAGGUCCUGUGAAAGUUAUUAUUUUACAUAAUCCAGAAGACAUAGAGACCGUAGUCACCGGUACAACAUACAAUACCAAAGGAUUUGUAUAUGACUUCAUUGAACCAUGGCUAAAAGAAGGGCUACUUACAAGCAAAGGUUCAAAAUGGCAUCAACGGCGAAAGUUGUUAACGCCUGCUUUUCAUUUAAAUGUACUUACAAACUUCAAAUCAGCUAUUGAAGAGAACUGUCAAAAAUUUGUAGAAAAUCUUAAAAGAGAAAUUAGUAGUCCCAAAACAGAUAUUGCUCCAUAUGUGAAUGAUUUCGCUCUAAAUUCUAUAUGUGAAACUGCAAUGGGAACUAGACUAGACGAAGAAGACAACAGUUUUGGAAAAAUGUACAAAAAUGCUAUUUAUGAAUUAGGACAGUUUGCUGUGUAUCGAGCGCAAAGAAUAUGGAUGUAUCCAAAUUUUAUUUUUAAAUUUACCAGUAUAGGACAAAAACAAGAAAAUAUAUUAAAAAUAUUGACUUCGUUCCGAGAUCGAGUAAUCGAAAAUAGACGAAACUACUAUAAUAACGUUAACAAUAACUUUGUUGAAGAUCUCUACGACAAAGAUAAUAAUGAAGUAGAGUUUGGUGGGAAAAAGAGAAUGGCUUUGCUAGAUCUACUUUUAAAAGCUGAAAAGGAUGGUGUUAUUGAUGCAAAAGGAAUAGGGGAAGAAGUUGAUACAUUCAUGUUUGGAGGUCACGACACAUCGGCCAAUACUCUACAGUUUACAAUGAUGUUAUUGGCUAAUAACGAAUAUGCACAGGAAAAGGUAGUGAAGGAAUGCAAUGAUAUAUUUGGAUCUUCGGAUCGCUCUGCAACGAUGGCAGAUUUGGCGCAGAUGAAGUAUUUGGAGUGCUGUAUCAAGGAAAGUUUAAGGCUUUUCCCGCCAUUGCCUGUCAUUACUAGGAAAAAUGAAAAUAGAAACUACGAAAUACCUGCGGGGACAGAAUGUGCCAUUUUGAUAUUUGAUUUGCACCGAAGUGCCGACCAGUUUAUUGAACCUCACUCGUUCCAACCCGAAAGAUUUCAGACAGAACCUACUUGGCAUCCUUAUGCAUAUAUCCCUUUUAGUGCGGGACCCAGGCGCUGUAUCGGACAAAAAUUUGCAAUGAUGGAACUCAAGCUGGCUUUAUCAGCUGUGCUGCGUCGCUACAGACUGCUGCCCGUCACCAAACCAAAUGACAUCAUCUUUGUUACGGACUACGUCCUACGAGUGAAGGAACCCAUUUACGUGAAGUUAGAAGAACGAUGUAUAUGA
Bicyclus anynana (squinting bush brown) is the source of this 1491-nucleotide messenger RNA. RefSeq names its product cytochrome P450 4C1. Gene Ontology annotation, molecular function: iron ion binding; oxidoreductase activity, acting on paired donors, with incorporation or reduction of molecular oxygen; monooxygenase activity. The record is from RefSeq and is a predicted model, not a curated record. Lineage: Eukaryota; Metazoa; Arthropoda; Insecta; Lepidoptera; Nymphalidae. The transcript is spliced from 9 exons. Bases 1 to 1491 code for a protein of 496 amino acids.